Myotis davidii is the source of this 5487-nucleotide messenger RNA. RefSeq names its product von Willebrand factor A domain containing 8 (gene VWA8). Gene Ontology annotation, molecular function: ATP binding; ATP hydrolysis activity. Gene Ontology annotation, cellular component: cytoplasm. The record is from RefSeq and is a predicted model, not a curated record. NCBI's taxonomy places the organism in Eukaryota, Metazoa, Chordata, Mammalia, Chiroptera, Vespertilionidae. The coding region runs from base 1 to 5394 and encodes 1797 amino acids. The transcript has 42 exons.
AUGUUUUUCUUAUUUGUCUCUUGUAAUGCUUGUGUUUCUUUAUUCUCUUUAGGUGACACAGUUAGUAUUGGAAAUGUAUCCUACAAGUUGAAAACUCCUAAGAGCCCGGAACUUGUGCCACAGAACUACAUUUCAGACUCUCUGGCUCAAUCUGUAAUUCAGCAUCUAAGAUGGAUAAUGCAGAAGGAUCUCCUGGGGCAGGAUGUCUUUCUAAUAGGACCUCCUGGGCCUCUUCGACGCUCUGUUGCUAUGCAGUACCUGGAGCUGACCAAACGGGAAGUCGAAUACAUUGCCUUGUCAAGGGACACCACGGAAACCGAUCUCAAACAGCGUCGAGAGAUCCGUGCAGGCACGGCCUUUUACAUCGAUCAGUGUGCAGUUCGUGCAGCCACAGAAGGCAGAACUCUCGUUUUGGAAGGCUUGGAAAAGGCGGAGAGGAAUGUUUUGCCUGUUUUGAACAACUUGCUGGAAAACAGGGAGAUGCAGCUUGAAGAUGGACGCUUCCUCAUGUCUGCAGAGCGUUAUGACAAACUUCUCAAGGAUCAUACCAAAGCAGAACUGGAUGCAUGGAAGAUUGUUCGAGUUAGUGAAAAUUUCCGAGUGAUUGCUUUGGGCUUGCCAGUGCCUCGGUACUCUGGGAAUCCAUUAGACCCCCCUCUUCGUUCUCGAUUUCAAGCCAGAGAUAUUUAUUAUCUACCCUUCAAGGACCAACUUCAACUGUUAUAUUCUGUUGGAUCCAAUGUUUCUGCUGAAAAAGUUUCUCAGCUUUUGUCUUUUGCUACCACACUCUGUUCCCAAGAAUCUUCUACUCUAGGACUUCCAGAUUUUCCUUUAGAUAGUUUACCAGCUGCAGUUCAAAUCCUGAAUUCCUUUCCUAUGAUGUCAAUCAAACAUGCAAUCCACUGGCUUUACCCGUACACUAUUUUACUAGGACAGGAAGGGAAGAUGGCUGUGGAAGAUGUUUUAAAACGCUUUGAACUCCAAGAUUCAAGAAGCUCUUUGCUUCCUGAAGAGAUUGUGAGAGUGGAAAGGAUGACUGAAAAUCACCUCUCCCAAGCUUCUGUUACUGUCCGGAUUGCAGGAAAAGAGGUGACCAUUAAGGACAUGACAGCUCGCGAUCUGCUACAGCAGAGAUACACUCUCCCCAAUGGAGACACCGCCUGGCGGUCCUCGCCCCUUGUGAAUGCUGCUCUGGAGGGAAAGCUGGUCCUGUUGGAUGGCAUUCAUCGGGUCAACGCAGGCACGCUCGCUGUGUUGCAAAGGUUGAUCCAUGAUCGGGAGCUAAGCCUCUAUGAUGGUUCUAGGCUGCUGAGGGAAGACAGGUAUAUGCGUUUAAAGGAGGAGCUGCAAAUGUCUGAUGAGCAGCUACAGAAGAGAUCCAUUUUUCCUGUCCACCCGUCCUUCAGAAUCAUUGCCUUGGCAGAGCCCCCUGUUAUUGGAAGCACAACACAGCAGUGGCUGGGGCCAGAAUUCUUAACCAUGUUCUUUUUCCAUUACAUGAAACCACUUGUCAAAAAUGAAGAAAUCCAAGUGAUUAAGGAAAUGGUACCAAAUAUUCCUCAGGAAGCUUUGGACAAAUUGUUAUCAUUUACACACAAACUCAGAGAGACACAGGAUCCAACGGCACAGUCAUUGGCAGCAUCACUUUCUACCAGACAGCUGUUGCGAAUUUCUCGUCGGCUGUCACAGUACCCUAAUGAAAAUCUUCACAGUGCUGUCACUAAAGCCUGCCUUUCCAGGUUUUUACCAAGCCUUGCAAGGUCAGCAUUAGAAAAAAAUCUGGCAGAUGCUUCAAUAGAAAUAAGUACUGAUGAUAAUCUAGAACCAGAACUGGAGGAUUACAAAUGUGAAAUAGCAUCUGGCUCCCUGAGAAUUGGCGCUAUUAGUACACCAAUCUAUAAUGCCCACGAGAAAAUGAAAGUGCCUGAUGUUCUGUUCUACGACAACAUUCAGCAUAUGAUAGUGAUGGAAGAUAUGCUCAAAGACUUUCUUCUUGGAGAACAUCUGUUAUUGGUUGGUAACCAGGGUGUAGGAAAAAACAAGAUUGUUGACAGAUUCCUUCAUCUGCUCAAUAGACCCCGAGAAUAUAUCCAGCUGCACAGGGACACCACGGUACAAAGCCUUACUCUUCAGCCUUCUGUUAAAGAUGGACUUAUUGUGUAUGAAGACUCACCUUUGGUUAAAGCAGUAAAGUUGGGUCAUGUUCUGGUAGUAGAUGAGGCUGACAAGGCCCCAACAAAUGUUACCUGUAUUUUAAAAACUCUAGUAGAAAAUGGAGAAAUGAUUCUAGCAGAUGGAAGACGCAUCGUUGCAAAUUCUGCUAAUGUCAAUGGAAGAGAAAAUGUUAUAGUGAUUCAUCCUGAUUUUAGGAUGAUUGUUCUGGCCAACAGACCUGGAUUUCCUUUCCUGGGCAAUGAUUUCUUCGGUACUUUAGGUGAUAUUUUUAGCUGCCAUGCAGUUGAUAAUCCCAAGCCCCACUCGGAGCUUGAGAUGCUCAGGCAGUAUGGACCAAAUGUGCCGGAGCCCAUCCUUCAGAAGCUCGUGGCUGCCUUUGGAGAGCUGAGGAGUUUAGCUGACCAGGGGAUUAUUAGCUACCCAUAUUCUACCAGAGAAGUUGUCAACAUAGUCAAGCACUUACAGAAAUUUCCCACCGAAGGUCUCUCCAGUGUGGUUAGGAACGUGUUUGACUUUGAUUCCUACAACACCGACAUGAGGGAGAUUUUAAUUAACACUUUGCACAAGUACGGGAUACCUAUUGGAGCAAAACCUACCAGUGUGCAGCUGGCGAAGGAGUUGCCUCUGCCAGAGCAGACAUUCAUGGGCUACUGGACCGUGGGCCAGUCAAGAGAUGGAAUGCAGAAACUGUUGUGUCCUGCAGAAACUCAUCAUAUAGACAUAAAGGGUCCAGCACUUAUAAACAUACAGGAGUAUCCAAUAGAAAGACAUGAUGGAAGAUCUCAAACCUUCACUGAAGAAUGUGCCUCCUGGAAGUUGCCAUUGGAUGAAAUUAACAUAAUCUGUGACAUCGCUACAUCACAUGAAAAUGAGGAAUAUACUCUCUAUGUAGUGACAUGCAAUCCUGUUUCCUUAUACUUCAUGAGUAUGGCUGGGAAAGUUGGCUACUUUGUGGACCUUUAUGACAUCUUCCCAAGAACCGCCAGUGGAGUUUGGCACCCAUUUGUGACAGUGGCACCCCUGGGAAACCCUCUCAAUGGUCAAGUGGUCCUCCAUGAGCAGCAGAGUAAUACCAUCUUAUUGUUGGAUACCAUUGGCCGAGCCAUUCGUCGUCUCAUCCUCCCUUCAGAAGAAGUUACAUCUAAGAAACCUUCCUGGUGGAACAAGGAAGAAGCUGAAACGUAUAAAAUGUGUAAAGAAUUUUCGCACAAAAACUGGCUAGUAUUCUACAAAGAAAAAGGGAGCAACUUGACUGUGCUGGAUGUGCUAGAAGGGCGAACUCAUACCAUCUCACUUCCCAUCGACCUCAAGACAGUUUUUCUUGUAGCAGAGGACAAAUGGCUUCUGGUGGAGAGCAAAACCAAUCAGAAAUACCUUUUAACUAAACCUGCACACAUCGAAUCUGAGGAUAGUGGGGUUUGCCAGUUGUAUGUAUUGAAGGAGGAGCCACCCAGCACAGGGUUUGGAGUUACACCAGAAACAGAUUUCAGCAUACCUCAUAGAAUUUCAAGUGAGCAGCUAUCAUCUGAGAAUCUGAGUUCAGCUGUGGGACAAAAGAUUGCCUCUCCUAACAGAAUUCUCUCAGAUGAGAACAGUUAUGCUACAGUCGUCGUUGGUUUCCCAGAUCUCAUGUCUCCCAGUGAAGUUUAUUCUUGGAAAAGGCCAUCAUCUUUGCAUAAAUCAAGGGUCACUGAUACAGCGUUCUAUGGGGGGAAGAAGAAAAGUGGAACUCCAAAACAGAGCAAUUGUGUGACUCUUGUGGAUACUAAUCAGAUAAUCCGGAUUUUGCCCCCAGGAGAAGUCCCUCUAAAAGAUAUAUACCCAAAAGAUGUUACCCCUCCAUAUACAUCUGGUUAUAUAGAAGUCACUGAUCUUCAAUCAAAAAAACUCCGAUAUAUCCCUAUUCCCAGAUCAGAAUUUCUCUCCCCAUAUACCACAUGGAUAUCUACUAUUUCAGACACAGAUGCACUGCUAGCUGAGUGGGGCGGAGGUGGUGUUGUUACUGUUGAUAUGGGAGGUCAAAUCAGACUUUGGGAAACUGGACUUGAACAUCUGCAGCGCUCACUCAUGGAAUGGAGAAACAUGAUUGGACAAGAUGACAGACAUAUGCAGGUUACAAUCAACAGAGAUAGUGGUGAAGAUGUGAGUUCUCCCAAACAUGGGAAGGAAGACCCUGACAACAUGCCCCACGUGGGCGGCAAUACGUGGGCUGGCGGAACAGGGGGAAGAGACACUGCAGGUCUGGGUGGCAAAGGAGGUCCUUACCGGCUGGACGCAGGCCACACAGUGUACCAGGUCUCUGAGGCCGAAAAGGACGCGGUUCCCGAGGAAGUGAAGAGAGCUGCGAGAGAGAUGGGCCAGAAAGCGUUUCGGCAGAGGCUGAAAGAGAUCCAAAUGAGUGAAUAUGAUGCCACAACUUACGAAAGGUUCUCAGGUGCUGUCCGAAGGCAGGUGCACUCCCUCCGGAUCAUCCUGGAUAAUUUACAGGCUAGAGGUAAAGAAAGACAGUGGCUCAGACACCAAGCUACUGGAGAACUCGAUGAUGCCAAGAUCAUUGAUGGGCUGACUGGAGAGAAAACCAUCUACAGACGCCGGGGUGAUCUGGAGCCACAAGUGGGAAGCCCCCAACAGAAACCCAAGCGUCUGCGCCUGGUGGUGGAUGUGUCUGGCAGCAUGUACCGCUUUAACGGCGUGGAUGGCCGGCUGGAGCGCUCCAUGGAGGCUGUGUGUAUGGUAAUGGAAGCCUUCGAGAACUAUGAAGAGAAGUUCAAGUAUGACAUCGCUGGACACUCUGGAGACGGCUACAACAUUGAUCUGGUUCCAAUGAACAAAAUCCCCAAGGACAAUAAGCAAAGACUAGAAAUUCUGAAGACGAUGCAUGCCCAUGCUCAGUUCUGCAUGAGUGGGGACCACACUUUAGAGGGGACAAAGCAUGCCAUCCAGGAAAUUGUCAGAGAAGAAGCUGAUGAGUACUUCGUCAUCGUCUUGAGUGAUGCAAACCUGUCCCGAUAUGGGAUACAUCCUGCCAAGUUUGCCCAAAUCCUGACAAGCAACCCUCAAGUUAAUGCUUUUGCCAUCUUUAUUGGAUCUUUAGGUGAUCAAGCAGCCAGGCUUCAGAGAACUUUGCCCGCUGGCCGGUCUUUCAUUGCCAUGGAUACCAAGGACAUCCCUCAGAUUUUACAGCAGAUCUUCACCUCCACCAUGUUGUCCAGUGUUUAAGAAGUGCCCUUUGUCACUCUAAGGCCUGGGAUUUGCAAUAAGAUGGGAAUAAAGAGUACUCUGAAGAAAAGCAGGCACAGUAAAGAGAACCCA